UACCUGCACCCUUUAUUGGGGAUGAGGACGUCUGUGGCACUUAAAUAGGGAAAUCAAGACAACUAUGUAAUGAGUGACGUGCUAAACCUUUCAUUUUGGGUACUGGGCAUUGUAUUCCUAGACAAUCAGGUUCCUUUCAAACAGGAGCAGCAAUAGGUCAAUAGCAAAGGUCACGAGAGGGAGAGAAAAGAUGAAUCCACUCUUGAGUUAAGAUGGGAAUUUUCAUGUUUUCUCACAGGUUGGUCAUCAUGAGCAACCUUUCUGGCUUUAGAAUUUUAGUAAACAUGGAUGGUUUCAUAUGCAAGCUUGUACAUUUCUCUGCCGUCUUUUUUUAAAAAAACUUUUGAUGUGUUAAUAUUGUUUUGUUAACCUGCAAAUAUAUCACAUUUGUUCAUGUAAUGAUUUGAGUUUUCAUGUUCUAUUUGCUAAAUUGAAAUUACUAUACACCUCAACCUACUGUCGUUUGUACUUCGAUGCCCUAGAAUAAAUACAUGAUGCUGGCUUGUUAUAUUUCUCUUCCCUUCUUUACACUUGGAACUUUCAUGCAUCAGUUGCAUGUUGUUCACAUGCAAAUUCAUCUCAAGAAGUUUUCGUUUUUGUCUUGUUAAAUGAAUAGAGCAUUGUAUCUCAAAAUUUUUUCGAUUGCACAGCAAUCAGUGAAAAAGGCGCGUGAAAUGGUAGUCAUGCUUCAGAUUUACGUAUCUUUGUAUGAACUGUUGUAUUUGUAUCAUGAUUAAUUUUCUGCUCUAUUUCCUUGCAGAUUCAGUCCAAUACCUUUUGGUUCUUAUUUUAUAUAUAUAUUUUUUCAGAAAUGAAGAAAUAUUUAGAACAUUACAAGCAUGAUGACUAAAAAAAUUGAUAUUUAAAAUAAAACGAUAUCAUGAAUUCUUAACUUGAUUCGAUGUUCAACUUAUAAUCUCUGUGUGGUUUGCUCAUAAUAUAUUCAGAACUUCUGGUGACUAAUGUUAGGUACAAAAGAAGAUAAACUUUUGUGAGGUCAACUUAUUGUACUGCAUUUGCAUUUCAACUUGGUAACUAGAAUACUGCACAACAGCCUGGCAGGCCAAGCACUUAACGUAUCACAUGCUGGUCAAGAUAAAGAUCAUAAUGCAAUCUUGCGCUUCUAGGAAAUGGCUGAUGGGGAGACAUGAUUACAGAAGCCACAGCUUUGUCAUCUGAAUUUUAAGGCAUAAGUGCGACUUGGAACAGGGAGAGGCCUGGAGCCUAGUUGAAGAUGUUAAAGGUUCAGACUUGGCAUGUUGGAAGAGCAUCUGACACUAAUAUUUUCUUAAAUAUUCCUAAUUUUAUAAAGAGAGAGGACUUGAUCAACUUAUAUUUCAUCAGACAGUUAAAACCAUCUGAGGUUCCUCUUGACUUGUUUAGAACAAAAACAAAGAAUAUAUGAAUGUAUCUUUUCCAAGUAUAAUGGGGGCUUGAAUGGUUGAACCUAUGAUAGUAUAACCUCAACCACCAGUCUUGUCCAGUUGUACUUUAGAAUUAGUACCCUGGAAGUUUGUUUAUGUUCAUGUACCUACCUACCUUUCCCCACCAGCUUCCUUUUUAGAGGUUGAGGAUGAGUUGGGCAGUCCCACUAAGUUACCCAUGAAGAACUUUAUGAAACCUUACUUUGCCUCUGAUAGUCUCUGCUGUAUCUAAGUGUCAUCCUAUCAGGAGAUGUUGUGAUCAACACUAAAAGCAAGGCGCUCCUGGUUCCUCUUGAAGAGUGGUAGCAGAGGAGCAAGGAGAGCAAUCAUGGAGUCUAUACCUCUUCUGAGUCCUUGUGAAACUGGAAGGUUCAGGUUUUCGCACAGAAUUGUGCUGGCACCUUUAACAAGAAACAGAUCAUAUGGCAAUCUUCCACAAUCACAUGCCAUGCUGUACUACUCACAGAGGGCUACAGAGGGAGGUCUUCUGAUUGCGGAAGCCACAGGGGUGUCAUCUGAUGCUCAAGGGAUGAGUUUAAUUCUGCACACCCCAGGGAUAUGGACCAAGGAGCAAGUUGAGGCCUGGAAGCCUGUUGUGGAUGCCGUGCAUGCGAAGGGUGGAAUAUUCUUCUGCCAGAUUUGGCAUGUAGGAAGAGCUUCUGAUAUGGAGAAAGAGCCCAUCUCAAGCACAGGUAAGCCAGUAGAAAUGAAUGAAGAUGACCACAUGGACUUCCCCAUCCCAAGAUGCUUAGCUGUAGAAGAGAUCCCCAAUGUAGUCAAUCGCUUCAGAGUUGCUGCAAGAAAUGCUAUGGAUGCUGGUUUUGACGGGGUUGAAAUCCAUGGUUCGCAUGGCUUCCUCCUUGAGCAAUUCAUGAAAGAUAGCGUCAAUGAUCGUACUGACAAGUAUGGAGGCAGCCUACAGAACCGCUGUCGCUUUGCCCUUGAGGUAGUAGAAGCCGUGGUGGCUGAGGUUGGGUCCGACCGUGUAGGGAUCCGCCUCUCUCCUUAUGCCAACUACCUUGGCUGCCAUGACUCAGACCCAGAUGCGUUGGGUGUCUACAUGGCUCAGGAACUGAACAAACGUAGCAUCCUGUACUGCAGUGCAGUGGAACCUGAGAUGGUCACGGUGGAUGGCAAGAUGCAAAUCCCACACAGGUUGCAUGAAAUGAGGAAGGCCUUCAAUGGAAUGUUUAUGGUUGGUGGAGGGUAUGACAGGGAGGAGGGGAACAGAGUUGUGGCUGAUGGAUACGCUGACAUGGUCGUAUAUGGUCGCUUGUUCUUGGCGAAUCCUGACCUGCCAAGGCGAUUCCAUCUGAAUGCUCCUCUGAAUAGGUACGACCGAUCAACAUUCUAUACCAAUGAUCCUGUUGUUGGCUACACGGAUUACCCGUUUCUUGAGGACUGUGAAUUGAUGAUAAAUGAAGAAAAGUUACAGGUUUGAACUAAGUUUAGGUAUUUCAACACAUGAAUUGAUGAUUCGGUCACACCUGUAUUAAAUGGUAAUAUGCUACAGAAUGAACAAUGAUUCUCUAUGUAUUGUUGCCAUCUGUGGACUGCGGGGGUCCUGAAACUUGAAAAUCACAGAUUGCAUCAAACAAAAAACACGUUGAGUUGGUGGCGUUUGGAAGUUAGGUGGUGCGGAAGCCAUCUAAAUCAUGCUUAUCUCCAACUUCUGAUGGUAAUAGUUUGUCAUCAUAUACACUGACGUUGUCAUGGCUUCGUUGUGUGUGUUGUAAGCAUGAUUUCAGAUACUCUGGAAAGUCUGAUCAUAUAUCUGUCACCUAUGUCGUCAUGUCGUUUGAGGUGUUCCCUCCA
This is a messenger RNA of Setaria italica (foxtail millet), 3239 nucleotides long. Its product is annotated as putative 12-oxophytodienoate reductase 13. The coding region runs from base 1753 to 2865 and encodes 370 amino acids. The transcript has 4 exons. Gene Ontology annotation, molecular function: FMN binding; oxidoreductase activity. The record is from RefSeq and is a predicted model, not a curated record. Lineage: Eukaryota; Viridiplantae; Streptophyta; Magnoliopsida; Poales; Poaceae.